Capronia epimyces CBS 606.96 is the source of this 1440-nucleotide messenger RNA. RefSeq lists its product as uncharacterized. Bases 1 to 1440 code for a protein of 479 amino acids. Lineage: Eukaryota; Fungi; Ascomycota; Eurotiomycetes; Chaetothyriales; Herpotrichiellaceae. Gene Ontology annotation, biological process: regulation of DNA-templated transcription. Gene Ontology annotation, molecular function: DNA-binding transcription factor activity, RNA polymerase II-specific; transcription cis-regulatory region binding. The record is from RefSeq and is a predicted model, not a curated record. Gene Ontology annotation, cellular component: nucleus. The transcript has 3 exons.
AUGGACACUGGCGGCGAACCAUCUCUAUCUCCAUCUCCAGAGGAGGCCGAAGAAUGCCUGGCCAUCUUCCGGACCCAGAUGUUGAGAUACUUGGCCUUUCUUCAUCUUCCGCCCGACAUGUCUGCUCAGCAGCUCCACGCACAACGGCCGUUUCUAUUUCUCUGCAUCACCACUGUCACUACAAAGUCGACCGAAAAGAGACAGGCGUUUGGUCACGAGGUCAGGCAGACGAUAGCACGGCGCAUGUUAAUCGAGGACGGACAAAACAUCGACAUCGACAUCGACCUGCUGCUCGGCCUUCUGGUCUUCUUGGCGUGGGGAAACGAUCAAUUAUACAAUAUAAACCGAAAGAUCUUGUUCCGCUUCACUCACUUUGCAAUGAUCAUGGUGUUCGAGCUCCGUCUGAACAAGCCGUGGCCGCCGAAAGACACAAACAUGCUCUCCGCCGUCAAUGUCCCCGCACCGGCUACUCAUACCAUGGAGGAGCGACGGGCAGUCCUGGCUUGCUUUCUGAUGAGCUCAUGCGUUUCUUCAUUCUUUGCACAGACCGACGCCAUGCGAUGGACACCCUACUUGGACGAGUGCCUGGACCUCCUCGGCAGAAGUCAGGAAGCCCCGUCCGACGAAAUAUUUGCGCACCAGGUCCGGCUACAACUGUUCUCCCACCGCGUACGACAAGUCAUGUGGCCAGCUGGAGAAGGGGAACUGGCCGACGGGCCGACUGUGCCCCCCAGUUUCUAUUUACAGACCCUUCAGUGGAAAUUAGGGGAAUUGAAGAGCGCUUUCUCUCCUCGGCUCCAGCACGACAGUAAGUGCUCCCCCGGCCCCCCGGUUGUGGAGAGAAAUCAUGUCACCAACGACUCCAACUCAUUAGGGAUUCUUCUUGCAUCCGUGUAUCAUUCCGAACUGAGUAUCCACGAGGUGGCACUCCAGAAGACGCCCAUCACCGUGGACGGCCCCGGGUUCCGGCGACUGGAGGCUCUCUACAAGUGUCUGAGCACUGUCAAAUUGGCAUUGGACAACUUUUUCUCCUUGCCCCUGUCCGAAUACCCCUACGUGUCCUUUCCCUACUUCGCCCAGGUUUGCCACAGUAUCGUGAUUUUGUUCAAACUCACCACCCUCGAUGAUCCAGCGUGGGACACUGGACUCGUCCGGUCCACGGUCGACCUGGGCCUGGUCCUGGAUCAGUUUAUUCACAACCUGAACCAGGCGAGCGCCACCGGUGAAGAUGGCUCCGUGAACGGCAUCUAUGCCAAAACCGCCAAGAUGUUCAUGUCUGUUAAAUCGUGGUACGCUGCAAAACGGGUAGCAGAUCCUGUCCAGUCUGACGACUCUGCCUUUCCCAUGGCAGAUGAGAAUAGCCUUUUGCAGGAGCCCAUGAUUUUGGACGAUCUGGACGACGUGUGGUUGAGAGAUGUCCUGGGAUCUUGGACCGGUUGA